Molecule: messenger RNA, 823 nt
Organism: Protobothrops mucrosquamatus (brown spotted pit viper)
Lineage: Eukaryota; Metazoa; Chordata; Lepidosauria; Squamata; Viperidae
Product: putative ferric-chelate reductase 1
Exons: 8
Coding region: 1-732 (243 amino acids)
Molecular function (GO): oxidoreductase activity, acting on metal ions
Source: RefSeq, a predicted model, not a curated record
AUGUUACCAGAUCAUGGAAGUGCCCCACAGACCUCAAGCCCACCUUACGUCAUCUCUGUCUCUUUUGAUAGAUAUGACCCGGGAAAUGAAAUACAAGUGGUAUUAGAAGCAACAUCCCCAUCUGGAUUUAAAGCAUUUAUGGUACAGGCCCGAGAACUUGAUGGAAAUUUUCCGGUUGGCAUAUUUCAUAUUGUAGAUCCAAACACCCGAGGUCUACCAUGUGCCAAUAUGACGAAUUCUGCAGUAAGUCACACCAACCCCAUUGUAAAGCACAGGAUCGCAACAAUUUGGGUUGCUCCUCAGGGCACUAGAAAAAUAAGGAUUAUGGGAACCUUUGUUCAGGAUUACAAUAACUACUGGGUUGGUGUUCAUAGCAAAACCCUUUCUCCCAGAGAGGUAGACACUAAUGUGCUUAUGGCAACCAAUAGCUCAAAGCUAGCCAAUGGUCCCAUAACAUCCGUGAUUUCUGAGAUCUCGGCUGAUUCUGACACCUUCAGUGACAGUGGUGAAGAUAUUGAGCUCAACGCCCUUAUUGCUGAUUCUGAAGAAGAAUAUGUAUCCAAUACAACUGUUGGUUUCCAAGAUCUUGAAAAAAGAAAUACGACAGGCAAAAAUAGGAGAAAGUCAUUUCUAACUCGGAAUAUAAACUGUGGUGAGGGGAAAGUAUCCCAAUCAAAUACUGGAGCAUGUGUCAAAGCUAAAGAUGCUUCCUCUCACAACAACAGGUGUUGAGUGAUGAAAAUAUGAAACAUACCUGAAGCUGAAGAAAUUGUGCAAGUCAAGCAUAAGAACAAUUUCUGUGUAGAGGAAAGACUGAAAUAUC